This is a messenger RNA of Durusdinium trenchii, 489 nucleotides long. The record is from the annotation of a GenBank genome assembly. NCBI's taxonomy places the organism in Eukaryota, Dinophyceae, Suessiales, Symbiodiniaceae.
AUGGGUCAAAAAGCGUGGCUGCUCUUGCAUGAUGAUGAAGAGCUUCACCACCAUACUCCUUGCAGGACCGAAGAAGUUCAACUCUUCGCAAAGGAGCAUCCUCAACAUGUUCUUUCACGUGGUCCCGGAUGCGCUUCAUCGCUUUGUGCACGGCCAGAACCAUAUCCAGAGGCAUCAUCACACCGUGCCCAGCUUCUCCACCUGCCGAUAGCCGACAUCAAGAUCAUGUUUGCAGUGACAUGCCGUGAACCUUUGCUGUCAAGUUGGAGGUCCAGAGGCGGCAUUCCCAAAGCCUCCUUCUCCGCAAGUGGAAACAUGGCCGAAUUCCACUCCUUCAUGUGGAUCAGAAGCUGGGCCGCCCGGGAAGUCAAGGAGGUUGAUGCGAUCAGUGGCGAAUGCACUGGAUGCCAUGGGGAUCAAAAAGCUGAGUGCUGGGUGGAAAGCCAUGGAACUUACAUGUGGCAAGAUUUGUGCAGCUGGAUCUUCUAG